GGAAGUAGCAAAUAACUUUUACAGUUGGCUAGCGAUCUAUACAAGUGGAUGUGUUCAAAUAAUUUUUGGAUUGACCCCCCCAAAAAAUAACGUUAUCGUUAGCUAGCCUGCGUCAUUGGAUCAGCCAUGGGAAAGGGUGGUGGUACAUUUGAGAGGCUUCUUGAUAAAGCAACCAGUCAGCUGCUGCUGGAGACAGACUGGGAGUCCAUCCUGCAGAUCUGUGAUCUCAUUCGUCAAGGAGACACACAGGCGAAGUAUGCCAUCGGAGCCAUUAAGAAGAAGCUGAUGGAUAAGAACCCGCAUGUGGCCCUUUAUGGUCUUGAGGUGUUGGAGUCAGUAGUGAAGAACUGUGGUCAGACGGUCCAUGAUGAGGUGGCCUGUAAAACCACCAUGGAGGAACUGAAGGAUCUACUGAAGACGGAGCCCAACGUGAGGAAUAAGAUCCUUUACCUGAUCCAGGCCUGGGCCCACGCCUUCCGCAACGAGCCCAAAUACAAGGUGGUUCAGGACACGUACCAGAUCAUGAAGGUGGAGGGUCACGUGUUUCCAGAGUUCAAGGAGAGUGACGCCAUGUUUGCUGCAGAGAGAGCUCCAGAUUGGGUGGAUGCGGAGGAGUGUCAUCGCUGCCGGGUUCAGUUUGGAGUGAUGACUAGAAAGCACCACUGUAGAGCCUGUGGUCAGAUCUUCUGUGGGAAAUGUUCCUCCAAGUACUCCACCAUCCCCAAGUUUGGCAUCGAGAAGGAAGUGCGUGUGUGUGAGCCCUGCCACGAGCUGCUCAACAACCACCCUUCCCUCUCUCCCCCGCCUAGGAAAGCUGAAGGGGGUAAACCGGUCGGGACAUCCACGUCCGUGACCCCAGGCCUGACAGAGCUGCCCCCAGAGUACCUGACCAGCCCCCUGUCCCAGCAGUCUCAGGUAGUGGUCCAGGAAACAGUGCCUCCCAAACGGGACGAGGCGGCCCUGCAGGAGGAGGAGGAGCUUCAGCUGGCCAUCGCCCUAUCACAGAGCGAGGCUGAGGAGAAGGAGAGGAUGAGACAGAAGAACUCGUACGGGGUCUACCCCAAAGCUGACCCCGCCCCAGUCACCUCCUCAGCCCCGCCCGUCAACUCACUCUACUCCUCUCCUGUGAACUCCUCUGCUCCCUCAGCUGAAGAUGUCGACCCUGAGCUGGCUCGCUACCUGAACAGAACGUACUGGGAGAAGAAACAGGAAGAGGCACGCAAGAGUCCCACCCCGUCUGCCCCUGCCCCCGUACCAUUGGCUACUGAGCCCCUGCCAAUCAGCCAGCCCCAGCCAGUGGAAACGGUCGCACCACUCCCAGCACAAGUCGUCAUGGCCCCGCCUCCAGUCAACAUAGUGGAGCAGCAGUAUCAGAACGGUGAGUCGGAGGAGAACCACGAUGCGUUUCUGAAGGCUCUGCAGAACGCCGUCACCACCUUCCUGAACCGUAUGAAGAGUAACCACAUGCGCGGUCGCAGCAUCACCAACGACAGCGCCGUGCUCUCCCUCUUCCAGUCCAUCAACACCAUGCACCCCCAGCUACUGGACAUCCUCAAUCAGCUGGACGAGAAGAGACUGUAUUACGAGGGUCUGCAGGACAAGCUGGCCCAGGUGCGUGAUGCGAGAGCCGCUCUGAACGCCCUACGAGACGAGCACCGAGAGAAGCUGCGUCGUGCUGCCGAGGAGGCAGAGAGACAGAGACAGAUCCAGCUGGCCCAGAAACUAGAGAUCAUGAGACAGAAGAAACAGGAGUACCUAGAGAUGCAGCGUCAGCUGGCCAUCCAGCGGCUCCAGGAGCAGGAGAAGGAGAGACAGAUGAGGCUGGAGCAACAGAAACACACCAUCCAGAUGAGAGCCCAGAUGCCUGCCUUCCCCAUGCCCUACCCACAGAUGCAGUCUUUGCCCCCCAACGUGGCAGGAGGGGUGGUGUACGGGCAGCCGGGGGAACCCCCCAGUUACCCAGGCACCUUUAGCCCCUCAGGGUCAGUGGAGGGGUCGCCCAUGCACAACGUCUACAUGAACCAGCCUGGACCAGGACAGUACCAGGCCAUGCCUCCAGACCCCAACAUGUACAUGUACCAGCCUGCAGGAACCAAUGGGCAGCCUGCACCCCCUGGCCAGGCCCCGCCCACUACUAGCCCCGCCUACUCUAACUACCAGCCCACACCCACACAGGGAUACCAGCAGAACGUGGUGUCCCAGGCCCAGUCUCUGCCCCCCAUGUCCCAGCCUCCCCCCACUAACGGUAUGUCCUACGUGGCCUACCCUCCACCCUACGCCAUGCAGAGUAUGAUGGCAGCCCUACCUGGGCAGGACCCCAACAUGCCCCCACAACAACCCUACAUGCAGGGCCCAGGACAACAGCCCAUGUACCAACAGAUGGCUCCCCCUGGUGGCCCCCAGCAGCAGGUUCAGCAGCAGCAGCCUCCGCAGGUCCAUCCAGGCAGCGAGGCACAGCUCAUCUCCUUCGACUGAUCCAUCCACCUGGCUAGCUCAGCUUAACAUUACCACCUGCUGCUGGCAGGGUUCAACGCACUACACCCUCUCUUCUCCUCUUCUGUCCUCACCUCUCAUCUUCUGUCCUCACCUCUCCUCUUCUGUCCUCACCUCUCUCAUCUUCUGUCCUCACCUCUCUCCUCACCUCUCUCAUCUUCUGUC
Molecule: messenger RNA, 2658 nt
Organism: Oncorhynchus gorbuscha (pink salmon)
Lineage: Eukaryota; Metazoa; Chordata; Actinopteri; Salmoniformes; Salmonidae
Product: hepatocyte growth factor-regulated tyrosine kinase substrate-like
Exons: 20
Coding region: 127-2475 (782 amino acids)
Molecular function (GO): ubiquitin binding; phosphatidylinositol binding; metal ion binding
Source: RefSeq, a predicted model, not a curated record